UGCUACGAUACCAUUGUUAUGCACCUUGCGAGUUUGUGUACCUUAUUAUACGCAGGGCCCCUAAAUAAACCCUCUUACUUGGACGGUUUGGCCAAAGGCAUUUCUACAGUGAUCUAAUCAUGGACAGCAACUCUAAGGCUAAUGUCUUGGCUGAGGAUUUCAACGUUUAUUUUAAGGACAAUCUUCAAAAUCAGCUUUUCCAGAAACAGAGUGAAAAGUUCUUGGCUCCUGCAACCCGUCUGCUGAAGAAGAAACAGGAGGAACAUGACGUCAAUAAAGCUUUGCGGGCUGUUAAAUAUGACUUUAAUAACACUGUGGUCAACCAGCGUCUGAGAAAGGAAGAGAUCAGAGGCAAGGAAAAAGAUAUCAAGACUCAUUUAGCGAAAUUUGAUCAGUUUCUAAAGGAGAAUGAGAUGAAGCGGGUUCGGGCCAAGAAGAAGGCGGAGCGCGAGCGCAAGCUGACCCAGCAGAAAUCCGCCGAGCUGAGGACCCUCGAGGGCGAGCUCCUUGCCCUCACGCAGGAGAGAGAGAGGCUGGCCAGUCUGGCCGAGAAAAAUGAGAUCUACCCAGACUAUCUGCUUAGAGUAGUGAAGCUGUGUAAGCAGUUUGAGGAGCCUCGGCAGGUGAUGGCGCGCUUCGACACGCUGGUUCAGACUCGCGAGGACCUGCUGCAGAGCUCAAGGGUGGGCGAGGCUUUGGUCAACAAUGCCCUGGCCCAGCUUGCGCAGUACAUAGAGCACACCAACGACAGGAUCAUCCACUACAACAACCAGCUGGCCAAGCUGCAAACCGAGCUUGAUACCAUCAGCAGCCAGGCCAUGCUGUGGGACUCGAGAUGGGCGCACAUCCAAAACACAGCUGCCAAGAAGACCUUGCUGUUGGGCACCGUAAAGAUUGCCACUCUGAACCUCUUCGUGGCCACGCUUGGCAAAGAGAAAGACCACCAGGGCGUUUCACCAGAGGACACCCUCCAGCAGCUCAGUAAGAUUCAGUCGUUCCUGCUGAACCUGAUCGGCAUCAUGGAGGUGGUCAGCAAACAGGACCACAAAGAGCUGCGGUGUUAGCGGAGAAGCAGAGGAGGGAG
This is a messenger RNA of Clupea harengus (Atlantic herring), 1084 nucleotides long. RefSeq names its product coiled-coil domain-containing protein 42-like. The record is from RefSeq and is a predicted model, not a curated record. Lineage: Eukaryota; Metazoa; Chordata; Actinopteri; Clupeiformes; Clupeidae.